CAGGUUCAGCUUGGACAAUACUAUCAAGAUCAUUCGCAGAGUAUUGCAUCAUUGGGUGGGAAAAUUUGCCAAGGACCCUUCUCCUCUACUACACAAACUUCGUGUCAUCCCCAGAAGGGUAUUUCCAAACGGUUAUAUGCAACUCCAAGGACUACAAGAACACCACAGCAAAUAGUGACCUACACUUCGUUGCUUGGGAUUACCCUCCAAGACAACACCCAAGGACACUAGGGCUCAAAGAUUAUAGGAAAAUGGUGUUGAGCAACCGUCCAUUUGCAAGAAAAUUCAAGAAAAAUGACCCUGUUCUAGACAAAAUUGAUAGAGAACUUUUGAAGAGGCAUCGUGGGCAAUUUUCUUUUGGGGGAUGGUGCUCAAAGGGUGGAAGAGAAUGCCCUAGUUUGAAAAGUGAGCAUUAUGGUGUUCUAAAACCUGGUCCAGCCUCCAAAAAAUUGAAAGCUCUCCUUUCGUAUACUCUCUCUCGUGAGGUUUUUCGCAAGAAACAAUGCCGCUCCUUUUUGUUGGAAGAUGUUUCGUCAACCUUUACUUUACUCUUUCUUUUCAAUGCCUUUUGACCUAUUGGAUGAGAAAUUGGUGUUGUUGGGUCAUAUUCUUCACAAUCAUUGAUGGAGGAGGCCCAUGGACUAAGGGCCC
Molecule: messenger RNA, 651 nt
Organism: Cajanus cajan (pigeon pea)
Lineage: Eukaryota; Viridiplantae; Streptophyta; Magnoliopsida; Fabales; Fabaceae
Source: RefSeq, a predicted model, not a curated record